Molecule: messenger RNA, 5876 nt
Organism: Salvelinus fontinalis (brook trout)
Lineage: Eukaryota; Metazoa; Chordata; Actinopteri; Salmoniformes; Salmonidae
Product: pseudouridylate synthase PUS7L-like
Exons: 10
Coding region: 333-2585 (750 amino acids)
Biological process (GO): pseudouridine synthesis
Cellular component (GO): nucleus
Molecular function (GO): RNA binding; pseudouridine synthase activity
Source: RefSeq, a predicted model, not a curated record
AUGACAUGAUGCGGAAGAAUUACAAUCUCAUGCUACAGUUUGCACAUGUGUUUGUUUAUUAGACAUGUAUUGCAAGAAAUAUGUCGUUUUAGGACAUUUAUUAUUGCAUUCAUUUAUAAUUAGAUGAUAUAAGUGAAAUGACAAAUUGCUUAAAGACUAUGAUUUCUGCUGUUGGUUGAGCUUGGUAAACAGUAGCGUAUCCUAACAGUGUUAGCUAGCUAGCUACAAUGUUAUAGUGUGUUAUGGUGUCACAUUGAUUCGUUUAGAAAAUGAAAUAUUUGUAGCACGGGCGCUUCACUCUACACAUUACAUAACUGGACAGUCUAUCUACCAUGACUAUGAAGGAGGAAGCACCGAGUGUCCCUGAGUGCUACAUCUCAGAACAUGAAGGGUUCUAUGGAACCAUCAAGAACUCCACCAGAGACUUUGUAGUCACAGAGAUAGACAUCCAUGGCCAGAUGGUUACUAAACCCAGUGUAUCUGAUGUUCCUCAAUCAUCCAACAUUACUGAGGCAUGCCCAGGUGCCAAGUCUGAAGGAAAGACAAAUAUUAUUAGCCCAAAACAUCAACACAACCUCAAAGAAGAGAAUUGUCCUCCGGUUGUAAAGGGUGUGGAUUCAGUACCUGGACCCGGUCAGAAUGGUGACAUCACAUCCACCGCCAGCCAAGACUGUUUUGACCUGAGCACGAUACUGGGUCAGGAUGUCUGUGAAGAGCUAGAGCAGUUCACUGCUUUAUUGAGAGAGGCGUCAUCAAGUCCCAAUGAUGGCGUUGAGAAGAAUCUGGCCAACCAAGAAUCAUCCAAUGGCAGUGAGAAGAAGAUGGCCAGUCAAGAGUUAUCCCUGGGUUCAUUCCCAGACAAACACCAAAGAGCUAAUGUCCACCGUGCUGUUCGACACAACUUUCCCUUCCUGUUGACAGUAACCAACCAAUCAGAGAUCAGGGUUAAGGAGGACCCUGACUUUAAGCUCCUAUCAGGUUUGGUCUCCGAGGAGGAGGCCGAAGACUUUAUCAGGUUCAUCGACACCAAGAUGCCUAACUCUGUGUACACGUUCAGGGGUGAUGACAGUAAGGAGCACAGGACGGCAGUGCACCACUUCCUCAGUAGACGGUUUGGUAAACUGGUGGAGACUAAGAGCUUCAGUGACCAGCAGCAGAAGACUACGGCCAUUACGGUCAGGUUGAGAGAAAAAGGGAAACCCAGGAAGAGGACGGCUGAUGACAGUAAAGAGGAAGAGGUCUAUACAGCGUUCACUCUGAGGAAGGAGAACCUAGAGACUCUGGAGGCUAUCAGCUACAUGGCAGCUGUCCUGGGGGUGCUGCCCUCUGACUUCACCUACGCCGGCAUCAAGGACAAGAGGGCCGUCACCUACCAGUCCAUGGUGGUCAAGAAGAUCUCACCACAACGGCUGAGAGAGAAGGCCAGUGAGUUUGAGAAGAGGGGGGUGGUCCUCUCCUCCGUCCGCUCCGUCUCUGAGCCUCUUCAUCUGGGUAGACUCCAGGGGAACCACUUUGACCUGGUGGUACGGGACCUGAGACCACACCAGGGUCAUGGCACACUGAUGGAGCUGGACUCACUGGUGCAGGAGGCUGUGGACAACGUAAAGGUCAAGGGGUUUGUGAACUACUAUGGACCUCAGAGGUUUGGGACUGGACAGAGUGUUCAGUCUGACCGCGUCGGACUGGCCCUGCUCAAAGGGGAAAUGGUGGCAGCUGUCCGUCUGUUCUUCACACCAGAAGAGGGUGAUGACCCUCAGAGUGUUGCCAAGAGACACUUCCUCCAGACUGAUAAUGCCAAGGAGGCCCUGUCUCUGAUGCCCAUGUCCAAGGCCAGAGAGAGGAUGAUGCUGAGGGCCCUACAUCGCUAUGGGACGGGCCCAGAGGGCUGCACCCGUGCCUGGCUCAGCCUGCCCCAUGGGAUGAGGGUCUUCUACCCCCACGCAUACUGCAGCCGGGUCUGGAACGAGGCGGCUGCACACAGGCUGGCCACGCUGGGCCACAGGGCCAGGCAGGGAGAUCUGGUCUGGAAGCAGAGGGGAGAGGAGGGGAUAGAGGCGGGAGAAACCAGCUUACCUCAGAUUCAUGUUGUUACUGCUGCAGAGGAGGAAGUCUACUCACUAGGACAGGUGGUUCUUCCCAUGCUUGGCAACAGUGUGAAGUACCCAGAGAACCCUGUAGGGGGCUGGUACCAGGAGAGACUGGCGAGGGACGGACUACAGAGCUGUCGUUUCAGAGUCACUCCUCUCAAACUGAACCUCCCUGGCUGCUACCGCCCCUUACUGGCCAUCCCACAUAGCCUGACCUACAGGCUGGAGCAGAGCCAGAGAGCUGGGGAGAGGCAACAGGAUUGUAAUGGAAAGUCGCAUGCUAGUGGAGCGGUACCACAGAACCCUGACACAGACACAACUAGACAUGGAGGUCUGGAGAGGCAGAGAGGAGGGGAGAGCGUGCAGGGUAAUGGACAGGGGGAGUCAACGGUGCAGUACCCUGACACAGACACACCUAGUUUGACGUUGAACUUUGACCUGGACUCUUCCUGCUACGCUACCGUCUGCCUCAGAGAGGUCAUGAAAUGUGACCCUUAGACUGGAGUCUCAGAUGCUGUAUGUACUACUGUGUGUACAGUAUUUUGAUUAGUAUUGUGUUGUGUACAAAGUGUGGCCUCUUGUGUAGAUGUAGGAUACUGCUACAGUAUUUUGAUUAGUAUUGUGUUGUGUACACAGUGUGGCCUCUUGUGUAGAUGUAGGAUACUGCUACAGUAUUGUGAUCAGUAUUGUGUUGUGUACACAGUGUGGCCUCUUGUGUAGAUGUAGGAUACUGCUACAGUAUUGUGUUGUGUACACAGUGUGGCCUCUUGUGUAGAUGUAGGAUACUGCUACAGUAUUGUGAUCAGUAUUGUGUUGUGUACACAGUGUGGCCUCUUGUGUAGAUGUAGGAUACUGCUACAGUAUUGUGAUCAGUAUUGUGUUGUGUACACAGUGUGGCCUCUUGUGUAGAUGUAGGAUACUGCUACAGUAUUGUGUUGUGUACACAGUGUGGCCUCGUGUGUAGAUGUAGGAUACUGCUACAGUAUUGUGAUCAGUAUUGUGUUGUGUACACAGUGUGGCCUCGUGUGUAGAUGUAGGAUACUGCUACAGUAUUGUGUUGUGUACACAGUGUGGCCUCGUGUCUAGAUGUAGGAUACUGCUACAGUAUUGUGUUGUGUACACAGUGUGGCCUCGUGUGUAGAUGUAGGAUACUGCUACAGUAUUGUGUUGUGUACACAGUGUGGCCUCGUGUCUAGAUGUAGGAUACUGCUACAGUAUUGUGUUGUGUACACAGUGUGGCCUCGUGUGUAGAUGUAGGAUACUGCUACAGUAUUGUGUUGUGUACACAGUGUGGCCUCGUGUGUAGAUGUAGGAUACUGCUACAGUAUUGUGAUCAGUAUUGUGUUGUGUACACAGUGUGGCCUCGUGUGUAGAUGUAGGAUACUGCUACAGUAUUGUGUUGUGUACACAGUGUGGCCUCGUGUGUAGAUGUAGGAUACUGCUACAGUAUUGUGAUCAGUAUUGUGUUGUGUACACAGUGUGGCCUCGUGUGUAGAUGUAGGAUACUGCUACAGUAUUGUGUUGUGUACACAGUGUGGCCUCUUGUGUAGAUGUAGGAUACUGCUACAGUAUUGUGUUGUGUACACAGUGUGGCCUCUUGUGUAGAUGUAGGAUACUGCUACAGUAUUGUGUUGUGUACACAGUGUGGCCUCGUGUGUAGAUGUAGGAUACUGCUACAGUAUUGUGUUGUGUACACAGUGUGGCCUCUUGUGUAGAUGUAGGAUACUGCUACAGUAUUGUGUUGUGUACACAGUGUGGCCUCUUGUGUAGAUGUAGGAUACUGCUACAGUAUUGUGAUCAGUAUUGUGUUGUGUACACAGUGUGGCCUCGUGUGUAGAUGUAGGAUACUGCUACAGUAUUGUGUUGUGUACACAGUGUGGCCUCGUGUGUAGAUGUAGGAUACUGCUACAGUAUUGUGAUCAGUAUUGUGUUGUGUACACAGUGUGGCCUCGUGUGUAGAUGUAGGAUACUGCUACAGUAUUGUGAUCAGUAUUGUGUUGUGUACACAGUGUGGCCUCUUGUGUAGAUGUAGGAUACUGCUACAGUAUUGUGAUCAGUAUUGUGUUGUGUACACAGUGUGGCCUCGUGUGUAGAUGUAGGAUACUGCUACAGUAUUGUGUUGUGUACACAGUGUGGCCUCGUGUGUAGAUGUAGGAUACUGCUACAGUAUUGUGAUCAGUAUUGUGUUGUGUACACAGUGUGGCCUCUUGUGUAGAUGUAGGAUACUGCUACAGUAUUGUGUUGUGUACACAGUGUGGCCUCUUGUGUAGAUGUAGGAUACUGCUACAGUAUUGUGAUCAGUAUUGUGUUGUGUACACAGUGUGGCCUCGUGUGUAGAUGUAGGAUACUGCUACAGUAUUGUGUUGUGUACACAGUGUGGCCUCGUGUGUAGAUGUAGGAUACUGCUACAGUAUUGUGAUCAGUAUUGUGUUGUGUACACAGUGUGGCCUCUUGUGUAGAUGUAGGAUACUGCUACAGUAUUGUGUUGUGUACACAGUGUGGCCUCUUGUGUAGAUGUAGGAUACUGCUACAGUAUUGUGUUGUGUACACAGUGUGGCCUCUUGUGUAGAUGUAGGAUACUGCUACAGUAUUGUGAUCAGUAUUGUGUUGUGUACACAGUGUGGCCUCGUGUGUAGAUGUAGGAUACUGCUACAGUAUUGUGUUGUGUACACAGUGUGGCCUCGUGUGUAGAUGUAGGAUACUGCUACAGUAUUGUGAUCAGUAUUGUGUUGUGUACACAGUGUGGCCUCUUGUGUAGAUGUAGGAUACUGCUACAGUAUUGUGAUCAGUAUUGUGUUGUGUACACAGUGUGGCCUCUUGUGUAGAUGUAGGAUACUGCUACAGUAUUGUGAUCAGUAUUGUGUUGUGUACACAGUGUGGCCUCUUGUGUAGAUGUAGGAUACUGCUACAGUAUUGUGAUCAGUAUUGUGUUGUGUACACAGUGUGGCCUCUUGUGUAGAUGUAGGAUACUGCUACAGUAUUGUGAUCAGUAUUGUGUUGUGUACACAGUGUGGCCUCUUGUGUAGAUGUAGGAUACUGCUACAGUAUUGUGAUCAGUAUUGUGUUGUGUACACAGUGUGGCCUCUUGUGUAGAUGUAGGAUACUGCUACAGUAUUGUGAUCAGUAUUGUGUUGUGUACACAGUGUGGCCUCUUGUGUAGAUGUAGGAUACUGCUACAGUAUUGUGAUCAGUAUUGUGUUGUGUACACAGUGUGGCCUCUUGUGUAGAUGUAGGAUACUGCUACAGUAUUGUGAUCAGUAUUGUGUUGUGUACACAGUGUGGCCUCUUGUGUAGAUGUAGGAUACUGCUACAGUAUUGUGAUCAGUAUUGUGUUGUGUACACAGUGUGGCCUCUUGUGUAGAUGUAGGAUACUGCUACAGUAUUGUGAUCAGUUUUGUGUUGUGUACACAGUGUGGCCUCGUGUGUAGAUGUAGGAUACUGCUACAGUAUUGUGAUCAGUAUUGUGUUGUGUACACAGUGUGGCCUCGUGUGUAGAUGUAGGAUACUGCUACAGUAUUGUGAUCAGUAUUGUGUUGUGUACACAGUGUGGCCUCUUGUGUAGAUGUAGGAUACUGCUACAGUAUUGUGAUCAGUAUUGUGUUGUGUACACAGUGUGGCCUCUUGUGUAGAUGUAGGAUACUGCUACAGUAUUGUGAUCAGUAUUGUGUUGUGUACACAGUGUGGCCUCUUGUGUAGAUGUAGGAUACUGCUACAGUAUUGUGAUCAGUUUGCCGAUUCGUUGCCUGAUUUGUCAGACAUGUGGUUAAUAAAAAAUGCUUUGUUAAUUUA